Blumeria graminis f. sp. triticale is the source of this 1680-nucleotide messenger RNA. The record is from the annotation of a GenBank genome assembly. Lineage: Eukaryota; Fungi; Ascomycota; Leotiomycetes; Helotiales; Erysiphaceae.
AUGAGCUGUGAACUCCCAGAAACACAGAGUCAGUUGGGCUAUACAAGAAUCACUUCGAGCAAAACGCGAUUAAUCCAUGUUUGCAUAUUCUCAUCUAACAUUGUCCUUAGAACCCCGAAUCUCACAGCUAGCUCUCCAAGCUACCGCCGGAGAUCAUCAAUCUUUAUUGACGGCAUUCAUGAUGUGAAAGAUGACAAUGCUUCGAUGAUGGCACCCGCUCAGCUAUAUAGUACUAUGUCUGGUCGUUUAUUUCACUGUGGUCGAAUUGCUAUUGUCCUUGUAGGUUUGCCAGCUCGGGGAAAAACAGUCUUACACGGAAAAUACAGGCACAUUUCUGUCUCGUUAUCAAGAUAUCUCCAAUGGUUGGGGGUCAAGACUCGGGUUUUCCAUCUCGGCGAUUAUCGGCGAGCAACUCUAGGAGAGAAUCAGGACGUGCCUGAAGAUUACUUUUACAUCGAUCCCUCACCCAGCUCGUUGAAUCUCCGCGACAAAAUUGUGAAGAAGUGCCGGGAAGAUCUUUACACCUGGCUGAACAACGAGAAUGGUCAGGUUGCAAUAUACGAUGCAGUCAAUCCUCACUCUGAAGGAAGAAGAUCUCUAGCUUUAGAAUUUGCUAAAAACGAAGUUCAGACAAUUUUCAUCGAAUCAUAUGUGACGGAUCGGAGUAUUCUAGCAGAGAAUGCUCGCAGUGUCAAGAUUAACUCCCCAGAUUUUAAAGGAAUGAACGCGGAUGAAGCUGCCCAACUUUACCUGAGAAGAAUCGAUAUGAAAAUACCCCAUUUCCAGACGAUGAAUGAAAAGGAUCUCAACUAUAUUAAAAUGAUAAAUGCUGGUCAGAGUAUUCAGUACAAUAACGUGAGCUUUGGUUACUUAUCCUACCGCAUCGUAUUUUACCUCAUGAACCUUCAUAUUAAGUCCCGCGCAAUAUAUUUUGCUCGUGCUGGUCCUUCAGAUGAUGAGAAUUCUUACAAGUCAGAUGAUUCUCUGGGAGAUGAUGGCGUGUAUUAUUCUCAAAAAAUGACGAACACAUUAUUAGCAUACAUCAAAAAUCAGAACGCCCAAGAUUCCAAAGCCGAAAACUCCACAGAGAAGCUCCUCACUGUCUGGACAUCUGACAGCAAAAACUCAUAUGAAACUGCUAUUCCGCUUGAAGAGGAGGGCUUCAAAGUCAGACAGCGGUCUCAAUUAAGCCAGAUCAACCCAGGGGUCUGCGAAAAUUUAAACGAAAGCUCUAUCCGCAAACUGUAUCCGGACGAAAUUGAAAAGCAUGAGGCCGACCCCUACCAUCAUAGAUAUCCAAGGGCCGAGAGCUAUCAUGACCUCGCCGUUCGUUUAGAACCAAUUAUUCUCGAGCUUGAACGCGAAGAGAACGAUCUCCUUAUUAUAGCACAUGAGUCUGUCCUCCGUGUUCUGUACGGUUACCUAAUGGCGUGCGAUGCAAUGCUUAUUCCAGCACUUUAUUUUCCUCGCGAUCAAAUAAUCGAGAUUGUUCCUUCAUCUUAUCAAAAUGAGGCUCGAAUAAUUAAGAUUCCUGAUCUCAAAUCUAAUGACACAUCUAAUGAAAUUAUCCCUGCCCCGAUACCCAUCAUUCUCUGUCCUGCUGGAAAUGAUUCACCAACGGAACUUUCGAACCAAAGUAUAAAUUUCCAUACCGAAGAGCACCCAUUAUCGUUGGAUUAA